Molecule: messenger RNA, 1301 nt
Organism: Theobroma umbraticum
Lineage: Eukaryota; Viridiplantae; Streptophyta; Magnoliopsida; Malvales; Malvaceae
Product: biotin carboxyl carrier protein of acetyl-CoA carboxylase, chloroplastic-like
Biological process (GO): fatty acid biosynthetic process
Cellular component (GO): acetyl-CoA carboxylase complex; chloroplast
Molecular function (GO): acetyl-CoA carboxylase activity
Source: RefSeq, a predicted model, not a curated record
AACGAAGCAAAUUGUUGUUACAGUUCUCUCUACAAUCUCCAAUUUUGUUGUCUCCGCACUCGUUCCUUGUAUAUGUCGAUGCUUACAGAAACCGACACAAAAUAUUCAUUCUUUUAAAUUUCCUUCCUCAUUUUUCCAUCGAUCUUUCCGCACUAAAUCCCAUACCAAACUCAUCUUCUGCUUCGUUAUUUCGUUGGUUCAGUUAAAGUUACAAAGGUUCUCUCUUUCAAAUUUGUAAGCGCUUUAUUCAGAGCCCAUGGCUUCUUUCUCUGUUCCCUGUGCUAAAUCCUCUGUUUUGCUACGAUCAUCACCUUUGAUUCCUAGUCAUAACCUUAAACAGAACCAUUUUAUUGGGUUUCAGUGGUCUAGCCAGAACCAAUUUAGGACUCUGAAGGUGCAUGCUCAAGUUAAUGAGGUUACCGUCGAGAAAUCACUGAAUUCUGCCCCAAUCAUAGAGAUAACAUCAGAAGAAAAACGGAAACAAGUCAUUCCUGAUCUACAAUCAAUCGCAGCAUUCAUGAACCAAGUUGCAGACCUGGUUAAGCUGGUUUAUUCAAGGGAUAUCAUUGAGCUGCAGCUAAAGCAGCCAGCAUGUGAGGUCACUAUUAGGAAGAAAGAAGCCUUGCCACAGCCAGGGAUUGCUCCUGUUAUUACCAUGCGAGCUCCUCCUCCGACCAUUCUUCCAUCUCCACUGCCUCCCGCAGCGCAGGUCACUCCUCCCACUUCUUCCAGUCCUGCUGCAAUGCCUUCAGCACCGGAGGCUCAUGCCCCUCCACAGCCGAGUAAAUCAUCGCAUCCACCCCUAAAAUGCCCUAUGGCAGGAACAUUUUAUCGUUCCCCUGCCCCGGGUGCACCACCUUUUGUGAAGGUUGGAGACAAGGUCCAGAAGGGCCAGGUAGUUUGCAUCAUUGAGGCGAUGAAGCUGAUGAAUGAGAUUGAAGCCGAUCAAUCUGGAACCAUAGUUGAAAUACUUGCAGAAGAUGGCAAACCAGUCAGCGUGGAUACGCCUCUGUUUGUGAUUGAGCCGUAAGAGUUUAUGCAAAAUCAGCUGCAUGCAAGAGUUAUAUAGUUACAUAAAGCACACAAGUAUUUGCAUCCAUACAUAUUCUGGUUACUUUAUUAUUUAAUUCAGCAAUGAGCCUGCGAGUAACUCACUGAUCAUGAAGAAAUUUGCAGUGUAUCCGGAGAUUUUGCCUCAGAAUAAAAGUGUCAAAAAGGGUAUAACUUUAGCUAUGCAUAUUUUUCUUUUAACUAUUUGUAGUAUAUAUAAUCUUUGCCUUUUAAACUAGUAAAAUCAAAUU